Xenopus laevis (African clawed frog) is the source of this 5128-nucleotide messenger RNA. RefSeq names its product glutamate receptor, ionotropic, AMPA 4 L homeolog (gene gria4.L). Gene Ontology annotation, molecular function: transmitter-gated monoatomic ion channel activity; signaling receptor activity; monoatomic ion channel activity. NCBI's taxonomy places the organism in Eukaryota, Metazoa, Chordata, Amphibia, Anura, Pipidae. Bases 527 to 3235 code for a protein of 902 amino acids. Gene Ontology annotation, biological process: monoatomic ion transport; monoatomic ion transmembrane transport. The transcript is spliced from 16 exons. The record is from RefSeq and is a predicted model, not a curated record. Gene Ontology annotation, cellular component: membrane; postsynaptic membrane.
CAGCAGUCGCAGUCGCAGCAGCAGCAGCAGAAGGGAGAGGUUUUGCUGCAGUGUCUCUUUGCCGCUACACAGAGGAUUGGCUGAAAGCGCGGCAGACGCGUCUCGCUUGCGAUGCCCAGAGGUGUCCGAUCUGCCCGGAGCCGUUAGCAACAAGCAGCCCCCGCACCGGUGCUUUCCAUUCCCCCUCCCCAGGCAGAGGGGCUGAGAGCCGGCGAGCAGGGGAAGGACGAGGCUGGGAGAUGUGGGGAGAGGGAGAUAGAAGCGCAUGUCUCAUCCUCCACUAGACGCUCCCUCCAACUGCGACUCCACCAUCUUUGCAUGUGCAACACUGGCAGCCGGACAUCAGCAGCUCUCCCGGGGGCUGCGGGGAACAACAUGCCCAGGACGGAUCUCUGCUGCCGCUGCCGCUGCUGCUACUAAAUCCACUGCGACUGCUUCACUUCCCUUCUAGUGGCUUUUUUUUUUAGUCUUGUCGCCCUCCAUGCGUCUCAGCGGCGUCUAGACUGGGAGAAAGAGAGAAGAGAAGAUGCGGAUGAUUUACCAGCAGAUGCUCCUGGUCUUCUCUGGCUUUUGGGGGCUUGUGAUGGGGGCCUUUCCUGGCAGCGUCCAAAUAGGUGGACUUUUCAUUCGAAACACAGAUCAGGAAUAUACCGCUUUUCGGUUGGCGAUUUUUCUCCAUAACACCAGCCCCAAUGAAUCGGAAGCACUUUUUAAUUUGGUUCCUCAUGUGGAUAACAUAGAAACAUCCAACAGCUUCGCUGUCACCAAUGCCUUUUGCUCCCAGUAUUCAAGAGGAGUUUUUGCCAUUUUUGGACUAUAUGACAAGAGAUCAGUACACACCCUGACCUCAUUCUGCAGCGCCUUGCACAUCUCCCUCAUCACACCAAGUUUCCCCACCGAGGGUGAAAGCCAGUUUGUACUGCAGCUCAGACCACCGUUACGAGGUGCUCUCCUGAGUUUGCUUGAUCACUACGGGUGGAAUCAUUAUGUCUUUCUGUAUGACACAGACAGGGGAUAUUCAAUACUUCAAGCAAUUAUGGAAAAAGCAGGACAAAAUGGAUGGCAAGUUAGUGCAAUAUGCGUAGAAAAUUUUAAUGAUGCCAGCUACAGACGCCUGUUAGAAGACUUGGAUCGAAGACAGGAAAACAAGUUUGUAAUAGACUGUGAAGUUGAAAGACUUCAGAACAUUCUAGAACAGAUUGUCAGUGUUGGAAAACAUGUGAAAGGCUACCACUAUAUCAUUGCAAACCUGGGAUUCAAGGAUAUUUCACUUGACCGGUUUAUGCAUGGGGGGGCCAAUGUCACUGGAUUCCAGCUGGUAGACUUUAAUACCCCAAUUGUAACUGAACUAAUGCAGCGAUGGAAAACACUAGACCAAAGGGAGUACCCAGGAUCAGAAUCCCCACCAAAGUAUACCUCUGCACUGACGUACGAUGGAGUACUAGUAAUGGCCGAAGCUUUCCGUAUUUUACGAAGACAAAAAGUUGACCUCUCAAGAAGAGGAAAUGCAGGGGACUGUCUUGCUAACCCAGCUGCUCCCUGGGGUCAGGGAAUUGACAUGGAGAGAACACUGAAACAGGUUCGCAUUCAGGGUUUAACCGGAAAUAUACAGUUUGAUCACUAUGGACGAAGAGUGAACUAUACUAUGGAUGUUUUAGAGUUGAAAAGUAACGGCCUUAGAAAGAUUGGUUACUGGAAUGAUAUGGAUAAACUGGUCUUGCUUCAACACGAACCAGCGUUCAAAAAUGAUUCUUCCGGUAUCGAGAACAGGACUGUUAUUGUCACCACAAUAUUGGAAUCCCCUUAUGUAAUGUACAAGAAAAACCAUGAGCUGCUGGAAGGAAAUGAUAAGUUUGAAGGAUAUUGUGUAGAUCUGGCUUAUGAAAUUGCAAAACACAUUGGUAUCAAGUAUAAAAUUGCCAUUGUCCCUGAUGGAAAAUAUGGAGCAAGGGAUUCAGAAACAAAAAUCUGGAAUGGGAUGGUGGGAGAGCUUGUAUACGGGAAGGCAGAGAUUGCUGUUGCCCCUUUGACUAUCACAUUGGUUCGAGAAGAGGUCAUUGAUUUCUCAAAGCCCUUUAUGAGUUUAGGGAUUUCUAUUAUGAUUAAGAAGCCUCAGAAGUCAAAACCAGGAGUUUUCUCAUUUUUGGACCCUUUGGCUUAUGAGAUCUGGAUGUGCAUAGUUUUUGCUUACAUUGGUGUCAGUGUAGUCCUUUUUCUGGUAAGCAGAUUUAGUCCCUAUGAAUGGCACACAGAGGAACCAGAGGAUGGAAAAGAAGGACCCAGUGAUCAGCCUCCAAAUGAAUUUGGCAUAUUUAAUAGUCUUUGGUUCUCCCUUGGAGCCUUCAUGCAACAAGGAUGUGAUAUAUCACCUAGAUCUCUGUCAGGUCGCAUUGUUGGAGGAGUGUGGUGGUUCUUUACACUCAUAAUUAUCUCAUCUUAUACUGCAAAUCUGGCUGCUUUCCUAACGGUUGAGAGAAUGGUAUCUCCAAUAGAGAGUGCAGAAGACCUUGCCAAACAAACAGAAAUUGCAUAUGGAACACUCGAUGCUGGGUCAACAAAAGAAUUCUUUAAAAGAUCUAAAAUCGCUGUGUAUGAAAAGAUGUGGACCUAUAUGAAAUCUGCAGAGCCAUCAGUUUUCACAAAAACGACAGCAGAAGGGGUAGCUCGUGUUCGGAAAUCCAAGGGAAAGUUUGCCUUUCUACUGGAGUCCACCAUGAAUGAGUACAUCGAGCAGAGAAAGCCUUGUGACACGAUGAAAGUUGGAGGAAAUCUGGAUUCCAAAGGAUACGGAGUGGCAACCCCCAAGCACUCUCAAUUAAGAACUCCUGUAAACCUUGCCGUUUUGAAACUCAGUGAGGCAGGCGUCUUAGACAAGCUGAAAAACAAAUGGUGGUACGAUAAAGGUGAAUGUGGACCCAAGGACUCUGGAAGUAAGGACAAGACGAGUGCAUUGAGCCUGAGCAACGUUGCGGGCGUUUUCUACAUUCUGGUUGGAGGCCUGGGCUUGGCAAUGCUGGUGGCUUUGAUAGAGUUCUGUUACAAGUCAAGGGCAGAGGCGAAACGAAUGAAGCUGACCUUUUCUGAAGCCAUAAGAAACAAAGCCAGAUUAUCCAUAACGGGGAGCAUAGGAGAAAAUGGCCGCGUCCUGUCUCCCGACUGUCCGAAGGCUGUACACGCUGGAACUGCAUUAAGACAAAGUUCAGGAUUGGCUGUAAUUGCAUCGGACCUACCAUAAAAACCAAAUAAUUUAUUGAGUGCCUUAAUAAAACACUGGUGGUGAGUGAUUGGAAUACAGCACAGACUGUGACUUACAACAUGGGAAAAUCACUGAUGACCUAGUAAUAUUACUGAGAACGGGAAGUACGUCCAAAUGCGCCAAACUUCAUCAGCAACAAUGUGUGCAUGAGCUCUGCUCGGAAACCCAAACUCAGAUUUUAUAUCAGGAAAAAUGCAUAAUUUAGUUUUAUGGGGGGGAGGGGAGGGUUGGGACAGAGUGUAUUAGCAACAACAAAUUUAUUUGAAGGAACAAAUACAUAAAGAGACUCGUCAAUUAGCUCAUAAAACUGUGAAGACCAUGAUGGACAAUACUUUAUGUUUUAACAAAGAGGGAAAAUAGCUAUAGGUCAAUGACAUUACUAACCGAUAUCUCAAGAAACUCCAUACAUAAAAAUCCAAUUGUUUAAAUAGAUCUCUUAAGAAAAAAAAACUGUGACAAAAUUAAUAAACAUGUAAAUCCUGUGAAAAAUAAAUUAUUUACAUUUUUCUUUGGAAAAAAAAUGAAGAUGACAUGCUUGCUUUUUAACUGAUGUUAAUGAAAUUAUAGUACAACACAAUUCACUUUUCUAACCAUCUUAGGAAACAAUUUCAUUGCAAUAAGUACAAUUUCCAUCACUGUAAUAAAAAAAACAAAUCAGAAACUAUUUUUAAAUAAGAUUUGUGGGUCAACCUUUCAAUUCCAUGUAUUCCCAUGCUAUAUUCCACUCAUAUGUAACUUGAUUUCCGUGGGCAGGUCAUAAAAGUGUGGCAUAAAAAUAUGUUCAUAAGUCCACACAGGCUAUGGGCCAUUCCAGAAAAAAAAAUGUUUGUUCCGUGUAAGAAACAAUGUUUUUGUACCCAUCAAAAAGAAUCAAAUAAAACCACGGUUUAAAAAUAUGUUAAAAUACGGAGACGCUUGGAAUGGUGAUUAGAAGCUCCAGAGAGAAGCAACGUGUCUUACUGAACUGGGCAUGUCUGAAGUGGAGAUAAAAUUAUAAUCUGACAAAUCAGGGUUUCUUUUUAUAAUCACUGUGAUCUGUUUGAUACACCGUUGCCAUAUUUCUGUUUAUUUGUACUGUAAAUCUAUCAUUUUCUUGACUGUAAUUCACAUUUAUUCCUUGCUAUACCAUGUACUUUAACACAAAGAUGUUGUAUUGUUGAAGGUUGUGUGAUGUUUUCAUUUAAAAAAAAGUCAAGGUCCCCAAAAAAAAUACACUUUUUGCAACUUUGGUGGUUUGGUUGUUUUGAAUGUUAAUAAUGUUGAGGUUUCCAGAUCUCAUAAAAAUGAUCCUCUUUUUUUGGUGCCACAGAUCUAAUAUUCCUGAGUGUUUUAUAAAUAAAACAGGAAUCCAGAAUUCUGUUAAACUGAAAGGAAAAACAGUUUUAGCUGAGUGUGCUUAUUCUGUAAGACAUUCAAAACUGCACUUGAAACUGAAUAAAAUAGGACAUAUUCUAGAACAAAAAGAAGAAAAUGGGACUUGGAUAACCAUUUUUUCUGAAACCGUGUGUGAAAAUUAGGGGUGCAAGAAAUGAAACGAUCUGAAGCUAGGCAAAACUAGAUGAAUACCAAAUUGUUCACAAAAGGAUUUGGCUGAAAAACUCCUUAAUUGUGUCACCAUAAACUUCUAGAAGGUUCAGUUUCAGUUUGACCAUGCACUUGGAUUUGGUCAAAUUCUGCUGAAAAAAGUUUUGGAUUUGACCAAAUCCCAUACCAAAUCAGCGAUACUGUGCAUCCCUAAUGGAAAAUUCAUGUGAGCAUCAAAUAAAGCAUCAUACUAUUACAGCUAUGGUAUGUGUUAGCCAGAAAUCUGUUAUAAUAUUAUCAUUCAUAAAAUAUAUUUUCCCAAACUGUCAUUAAACAAUUCUUAAUUUU